This is a messenger RNA of Neopelma chrysocephalum (saffron-crested tyrant-manakin), 265 nucleotides long. RefSeq names its product voltage-dependent P/Q-type calcium channel subunit alpha-1A-like. Gene Ontology annotation, biological process: chemical synaptic transmission; calcium ion import across plasma membrane. The record is from RefSeq and is a predicted model, not a curated record. The transcript is spliced from 2 exons. The annotation marks the transcript as partial. NCBI's taxonomy places the organism in Eukaryota, Metazoa, Chordata, Aves, Passeriformes, Pipridae. Gene Ontology annotation, molecular function: high voltage-gated calcium channel activity. Gene Ontology annotation, cellular component: voltage-gated calcium channel complex; membrane; neuronal cell body.
CCCCCCCCGUCCCCCCACAGCAUCCUGGCCACGGUGGGCUCCCAGUUCGACCUGCGGACGCUGCGGGCCGUGCGUGUGCUCCGGCCCCUCAAGCUGGUCUCGGGGAUCCCAAGUUUACAAGUCGUGCUGAAGUCCAUCAUGAAGGCGAUGAUCCCGCUGCUGCAGAUCGGGCUCCUCCUCUUCUUCGCGAUCCUCAUCUUCGCCAUCAUAGGAUUAGAGUUUUAUAUGGGCAAAUUCCACACCACCUGCUUCGACCUGGUCACAG